This is a messenger RNA of Alternaria conjuncta, 1758 nucleotides long. RefSeq lists its product as uncharacterized. Lineage: Eukaryota; Fungi; Ascomycota; Dothideomycetes; Pleosporales; Pleosporaceae. The record is from RefSeq and is a predicted model, not a curated record. The coding region runs from base 1 to 1758 and encodes 585 amino acids. The transcript is spliced from 3 exons.
AUGGACAACCAAAACAUCAGUCAGAGCGACAGCGGACGUGUCGCAGAGCCUCAGCGCGUCGAGCCUCGGGCAAUGGCGUUGACAAACAGCGAUCCCGGCGCGGACAUGGAGUUGGUGGCUAUCCAUUUUGGACAUCUGCCGGCGUCGAAGGUCUCCCCGAUGGCCCAUGAGUGUCGCGAUAUGUGGCGCCGCGAGUUUGUGACGAGCCCGCUUAGUACCGUAACACUUGUUGCCAAGCUGGGGAGUGAGACCGCUACUUGUACUCUACCUACGGAAUCGGCCGGAGUCCUUUCGAAGAAGUUCAGGAUGCAGAUCCAAGAUCCACAAAAAACCGACUCCGUUGUCACUAUGCAUGACCACAAGUUCAUCGUCGUUGAUCUGAUGGUUCAACACAUUCUCUACGGCGAAUACUAUCUCAACAAAGCCCAGCAGCUAGGCGAGUAUAGGUUGACAUACAUGAAGAAAGCUGGGCCUAGUAUCGAAGACGAUAACCUCACGGUGCGGAUAGACGAGACGCCAACAGAACUUCACCUCCAGUUGUAUCAUUGCGCGAAGAAGAUGGAGAUCCCGGGACUCCUACUUGAGGCUGCUAGAAACUUCAAGACCUCUCUCCUCAAGGAUCUACCGACGGCCGACCAGUUCGUCAACAUGAUGGAGAAGUACAAGCUGUUCGACCCGUCAGAGAACACCAGCAAAGAGCUCCUUUACGCGGUCGCGACUUGUGGAGCGAUGCAGCGUUCUGUGUGGCUCCAAGAAGAAGGUGGCACCAAGUACCUUGAGUUCCUCGGAACAUCUGGCUAUGCGAAAUACGAGGGGGCGGCCGAGCGAGACCUGGACAAGUACAAGCUCGAACAUAACAUCCCAGAGCGCAUGGUCAACAUCGGCGCCACCGACCAACAGUUAUCGAGCAAGAGGCGACUGUCGACUGAUCCUUCGCUUGAUGCGAGAACCCCCAAAAUGCGUAGUGUCGGUACAGGACAAGGACAGCGUGGAAACAUCGGCGGUCGCCUUCUCCAGCGCCCUGGCUCGAGCAAUAUCUACCAACCUACUGUCGAGGACCACAGCGAUUCGCCUACCCCCCGUCGUCCUGACCAUGGAAGCUCGGCCACUCAUACCAACAAAGCACUGCCGCCUACACCCACACCAUCCGAGCUGGACAGGUCUUGGCAGUCUAUGGGCGGAUCCAAGGCGUCUCAAGGUGAGAAGGCAGCCUCGGUUCCCAUGAAGCCGGCAUCAGGUCUCCUGCGUACCCCUCGUCCAGGUUCAAGCCUUCGACAGAGCCAGACGUUCCGCGGUGAGUCGGGUGGCUCUGAAGAUGUCGAUGGACCGAGUCUCUACGAUGACUUCAAUCCUCCGUACGCCUCUCAUAGUCCACAAGGUCCUAGUCCCGUUGCUCCGCGUACUGCGCGCAACCAAGGAAGUGAUCAGCCGACUACGGACCAGACCAAAGCCGACCGUCAGGAUGCUAGUGAGCACGCUGUUCCCGAGAACGUCGAUGACUCUAGCUUCAUCCCCCUGAUCAGUUCAUCCGACCACGGCAUGGACGACAACACCGAGGUCCCACGUAUCGAAUACAGCUUCGAAGAGGGCAACACCACCAUCCAGGUUCCCCAAGUUCCCGCCCUCGUACCCACUGUCGCUGCUCGUAGCACAUCAGAUGAGACUGGUGGUCGUGAGAACAAGCAAGACACCAGCAUGACUGAUGCGCCUGCUGACGGAGACGUUAAAGUCAAGGAUGAGGAUCGCAUGGAGGAAUAG